AUGACGCUUAACGUUUAUAUUGCUUCCAUUACCGCCAAUACUGAGGUCCGUAAACAAGUGCAGAAAGUGCUAAUGGUACUUGAUGGAUUAGGUGUUCCAUUUAAAGCGAUUGACAUAACAUUACGGGGUAAUGAACAGUAUCGAGACUUCAUGCGGCAAAAUGCCCUGAAUAAACGGUGCGAUGGAAUUCCAUUACCGCCUCAGUUUUUUGUUGAUGAUGAAUAUCUAGGAAAUUAUAUGGAUUUUGAGGAAGCAGUUGAAGACAAUCAAUUACCAGAAUUUCUUCGCUUGAUACCUUCAUCAGCCGAAGAUGAGGACGACGAUGAAGGGAAAGAUGAGGAAAAUGAAGAAGAGGGUACAAGUGAAGGUGAAAUGUCCGAGGAAUACGAUGAUAAUUAUGAUGAGGAGGGGGAGGAUGGGCAGGAAGGGGAUGAAGAGGGAAUGACUGAUGAAGAGAUGGAGAAUGAUGGUAGGGAUGUAUCAAGUGGUUUGGGUAGUUCAAGUGAUAAUGCUGACUCCAAGGAAGAUUCAGAAAAUGAUAACGUAAUGCGUAGUAAUAUCGACGAAGAAAGAGAUAAGGUAAAGAGUGAAGAGACGGAAGGAAAUGAGGAUGAACAAAUAGAGUUGGAAGAUGAAGAUGAGGUAGAGCUGGAAGAUGAAGAUUUCGAAGAUGAAGAUGAGGUUGAAUGA
This is a messenger RNA of Cercopithifilaria johnstoni, 690 nucleotides long. The record is from the annotation of a GenBank genome assembly. NCBI's taxonomy places the organism in Eukaryota, Metazoa, Nematoda, Chromadorea, Rhabditida, Onchocercidae.